UCCCCGCUCGGGCCGCGGUUCCCUCCGCAGCCUGGAAAACAGCGACCCGGCGCGCGGAGCCCGCGAGCCCCGGCGCCGAGCGGGGCCCCGCGCUCCUCCCGGCGGCCCGGGGCAGCGGCGGCGGCGCGGCGGGCACAGGUCCCAGGAAGGUGGCGUCAGCAUCUGCAGCGGCGCCGACGUUGUCAGAGCCUCUUAGGAGGACCCACGAGAGAGCCCGUCUGGGACCUGGGCCCCGGGCUUCCCCAUGGAGAAGGCAGCCGCGUCCCCUGAGCCCCCAGGGCCGCGGCCAGUCCUGGGCCGCGAGAGUGUCCAGGUGCCCGACGACCAGGACUUCCGCAGCUUCCGGUCCGAGUGCGAGGCCCAGGAGGGCUGGAACCUGACCUACAGCAAGGCCGGCGUGGCCGUGUGGGUCCAAGCUUUGGAGAUGGAGCGGAGUUUGCACAAGAUCAAGUGCCGGAUGGAGUGCCGCGACGUGCCUGCCGAGACCCUCUACGACGUCCUACACGACAUUGAGUACCGAAAGAAAUGGGACAGCAACGUCAUUGAGACUUUCGACAUUGCUCGCUUGACAGUCAACGCGGACGUGGGCUACUACUCUUGGAGGUGUCCAAAGCCCCUGAAGAACCGCGACGUCAUUACCCUGCGCUCCUGGCUGCCCAUGGGCACCGAUUACAUCAUUAUGAACUACUCAGUCAAGCAUCCCAAAUACCCGCCUCGGAAAGACUUGGUCCGAGCCGUGUCCAUCCAGACGGGCUACCUCAUCCAGAGCACGGGGCCCAAGAGCUGCGUCAUCACCUACCUGGCUCAGGUGGACCCCAAAGGCUCCUUACCCAAGUGGGUGGUGAAUAAAUCUUCUCAGUUCCUGGCUCCCAAGGCCAUGAAGAAGAUGUACAAGGCGUGCGUCAAGUACCCCGAGUGGAAGCAGAAGCACCAGCCGCACUACAAGCCCUGGCUACACCCGGAGCAGAGCCCCUUGCCGAGCCUGGCGCUGUCGGAGCUGUCGGUGCAACACGCGGACUCGCUGGAGAACAUCGAUGAGAGCGCGGUGGCGGAGAGCAAGGAGGAGCGCGUGGGGGGUGCAGGUGGCGAGGGCAGUGACGACGACACCUCGCUCACCUGAGCCCUGCACCACGGCAGGGACCGAGACAGACAGGGCAGAGCCCCGGAGCGGUGAACCCGCCCGGCUUUCUCCCCUCCCCCAACCUGCGCCUCCGGGGGGACCCUGGGCUCCUGUCCAGGCUGGCGCCGCGUUGUGGCUGGACACAACCCGGAAUAAACGAUCCCACAGCCUCAGCCGGCUCUUCGCUGUGCCCUUUUGGAAAAGUUCAUUUUGUUAACUUUA
Molecule: messenger RNA, 1342 nt
Organism: Sorex araneus (European shrew)
Lineage: Eukaryota; Metazoa; Chordata; Mammalia; Eulipotyphla; Soricidae
Gene: STARD10
Product: StAR related lipid transfer domain containing 10
Exons: 7
Coding region: 245-1120 (291 amino acids)
Molecular function (GO): lipid binding
Source: RefSeq, a predicted model, not a curated record